AUGGCUAUACGACGAAUCAAUGAUGGAUACAUUGAUUGUUUAUUCGGUGUGGAUGAGCAAAAUGAUCAGUACAAUAUUACUCUUCCAUAUCGUUAUCGGUGCUCUGAUUUAUCCAUUAUACAAUAUGUUAGUUAUCAACAAUUGGGUAAUGGAAUAGAAGAAUGUGCAGAUGGAAGUGAUGAACUUUCUAAUGCGUUAAAUUGGUAUUAUUUUCGAUGCGAUUAUGGAGAAGAAUAUCCUUGUUGGGUAUUUCGUAGUGCAUAUAUUGAUAAAAUUGAUCGUGUUAAUAGUAUGCAACUACCAUUUCAUCGAUACUGUGAUUCAGUACGGGAUACAACAGAUGGACAUGACGAAAAAAAUUGUUCUCAAUGGGUUUGUCCUCAAGAUAUGCAUCAAUGUCGAACUACUGGACAAUGUAUUAAUAAAGAUGAUUUAUGUGAUGGAGAUUUUGAUUGUGGCAAUGGUGAAGAUGAACUAAAUUGUUCCGCAGCAAAAUCUCGAUGGAUACUUGAAGCUCAAUGUGAUAAUACUAAAGAGCAUUUUUGUAUCACGCAACACUUUCUUAUUAAUCAAACAUUGCAUCGACCUUGCAUAGAUUAUUGGAAAGCAGGUGAUGAACAACUUGAUUGUAUUGGAGGACGAGAUGAACGAAAUGUUUUUGUUUGCCUUGAUCAUAAUAUAUUAGGUGAUCGAUUUCUAUGUGAUAAUGCAACAAAGUGCUUAUCACAUACAGUUGUAUGCAAUGGUAUUACCGAUUGUUAUGAUCAAACAGAUGAACUGAUCUGCUUUUGGACCAGACAUAAUUGUUCGAGAAACUACUUCCCUUGUUAUGAUAAUAAAACUUGCAUACCUGGUCGUUGUCUUUACAAAGCUAAUUGUCCUAAUAAUGAAAACUUAUUUUGGUGUCCAAAUCCAUAUGAAAGUAAUUAUAGAAUAAGUAAAGUUCGACGUCGUUCCAACUAUCUGUUAUUCUGUGGUAAUGUAGAAUUCUUUAACAUAUCCGCAGCGUUAGUAACAGGUAUUCCGUUCAAAAGUAUUUCUAAUCCACAAUUCUAUGGAUAUUGCAAUCGUGGUUUCUACUUAUUAAGUGGAAACGGAAAAGAACCUGUUUGCUUCUGUCCACCUAGUUUUUACGGACAUCGUUGUCAAUAUGAUCGUCUUCGUGUUACUAUACGUAUUCGUUUUGAUCGUAAACAUCUUUCAGAUUUACCGCCAUUACUUCAUGUUUUGGUUUUAUUACUCCACAACAGAACCUUUAUUAUCGAUCAUCAAAGAUUUAUUGAUAUCGAUGAAGAGUUUCCACAAAAACAUAAAGCUUACUUAAUAUAUUCUUAUCCAAAUCUCAGUGGUAAUUAUUCAGUUCAAUUCCAAGCAUAUGAUGGACUUGAACUCUUGUCAGUAUGGGAAUAUUCAAUUAAUACUAUUGGAAUUCUUCCUGUAUUUCAAUUGGCUAAAAUACUUCGGUUUCCUGAUCGUUCUUUACCAUGGCGAUGUCCUCACAAUCAUUGUCAAAAUAAUGGAUCAUGUUAUAUGAUCGUUAAUAAUGAUGAGAAUAAUUAUUUUUGUCUUUGUCAAAGUGGUUGGAAAGGAAAUCUAUGUACAGAACCUCUCAAACAAAACAAGUGCUCAUUACAUGCUCUUGCUCUAGAUGAAGAUCUAUGUGUUUGUCCAUAUGGGUAUUUACCACCUCAUUGUUUCGUUCGUAAUACUAUUUGUGAAAAACAAACUUCGAUUUUCUCUUCAACAAACGGAAUCUGUUUACCUUUUUCUAUUUUACCUCCUCAUGAAUAUUGGUAUUUUCAUGAUAGCUCCAAAUCUGAUGGAUCAUCGAAAUCUAUGCUGAUGUUAAACAGACGAAAGCCUAAUGAAGAGACAUUUCUCUUACAGUUAUUGAAAAUUUCUCAAGACUAUCCAAAACUACGACAGCAAAUACUAAUACCAAAAUUAACAUCUUUUCCUAUUACCUUUAUAAUCAAUAGUAGAGAUUCAGUAUACAAUAUAACUUUACCUGAAACUGGUCUUUUGUAUACCUAUGAACGUCAGCGUGAUUUUGUGACUGUUCAUUUGAGCAUGCUCUAUAUUAAUUGUAGUAAUAGCUUACGAAAUUUUACUGCCGAUCUUAAUUCUCAGCCUUCGCAAUGUAAGUCAAUUUCUAUUCGAUCACCUAUAACACUUCUCAACACUUUCUGUUGGCAAUCUGAAGAUCAGUCAUGUUUCUAUUCACAGAAUUAUAUUUGCUAUUGUAAAAUGAAGACAAAUCGUAGCGAAUGUUUAACUUACGAACAACGAGAUGUACAGUGUGGUCAUUGUCUCAAUCAAGGUUAUUGUAUUCAAGGCAAUCUACAAAAUAGUAGUAAUUUUGCUUGUGUUUGCCCAAAAUGUGUAUUGGGUGAUCUUUGUCAAUUUGCUACUAGUCGGUUUUCUAUCGAACUUGAAAUGCUGAUAGAACAAACACAAGGCAGCCGACUUCAUUUACUUGUACCUAUUGUUUUCUUUUGUUUUGGAAUGAUCUUCAACACUUUAGAAAUUAGUACAUUUAUGAAACAAAAUGCACGGCAAGCUGGUGCGGGUCUUUAUCUUCUUAUCAAUGGUUUUAUUAGUCAAUUUGUACUUGUUCUUCUAUUAACUCGUGUCAUAUAUUUAAUUUUUGUUAAACAAAUGACACUGAGUUUGAUUACAAAUCAAAUCUUAUGUAAAUCGUUACCUUAUCUAAUGACAACUUUCAAAAACAUCAGCAUGUGGCUCAUGAGUUUUGUCACUGUCGAACGAGCUCUAGCAGUUACAUGGCCUUUACACUCACGAAUGUUUCGUACUCCUCGUUUUGCUAAACUGGUUAGCAUAGCGACACUUAUAUUGCUCUUUAGUUCUCUUUACAUGCUUAUCAUUGAGUAUAAAAUAGUCAUUCGUCCCGAUCGUUCGUACAUCAGUUGUGUCAGAGAAAUUCCAUCGCAUAAAAGAAUUAUAAUACAAUAUACAUCGCUAGCACAUCAACUUAUUCCUUUUCUUCUUAAUUUCGUCGCCGGAAGUAUGGUGAUUAUCAAUCUCGGUCGUUCUAAAGCACAUAGUCAUCAAAAACCAUCUCGUUAUAAAAUCGCUGAACAAGCUCGUCAACGAGCCGAUCUGCUUAUUGGACCGUUCAUUUGUUUCAUAUCUGCAUUACCACAACUCAUCAUAUUAUUUUUAGAUGCAUGCAACUACGAAGAAAGUACUUGGUUCAUCUAUUUAACUUUAACUACCUUUUAUAUCUCAUUUAUUCCACAGAUGAUUACGUUUUUCAUUUAUAUUAUUCCAUCACCAACUUUCAAACACGUUCUACUCACUGAAACAAAAUUUGGCCUAUAUCUUUCUAAAUUUAUACAUGUUAAAAAACCGACAGUGGCUAACUAA
Adineta steineri is the source of this 3387-nucleotide messenger RNA. The record is from the annotation of a GenBank genome assembly. NCBI's taxonomy places the organism in Eukaryota, Metazoa, Rotifera, Eurotatoria, Adinetida, Adinetidae.